AAAAAGGCAGGGUAGGAGGGAGGGAGUGCAUUGAAGGAGUGGUUGUCAAGCUAUAAACACGGCAUAUCUGAUCUGCCUGAGCAAAGUAUUCUAUCAAACCUAAUUUCUCCAGACAGACUGCUUAUACCAACUAAAGAAACUUUUAGCCGAAACAGCCCUCUCAUCAACCGCAGCGUAGAACUUCAUUUACAAGGAAGUCAAAGUGGACGGAUGCUGGUGAUUGCCCCAUGGCAGCGGCUACCUCAUUUCAUACAUCCAAUACAAGCUAUAACUUGGAAGCAUAUUUUAGAAUGAAGCGAGGUAGACUGACAGUUACUAUGGAGAGUCAGGUUGUACAAACACAACAGAGAAAGAAAAAACAGAAAAUGGAUAUUCCGACUUCUAAACAGUGCAAAUAUCAGACACAAGCAUGUGUUCUAGACUGGGGUACUCUGCCACAUCAUGUAGUAUUACAUGUAUUUCAGUACCUUCCAUUAGUGGAUAGGGCCCGUGCAUCAUCAGUUUGUCGACGGUGGAAUGAAGUCUUUCAUAUUCCUGAGCUAUGGAGGAAGUUUGAGUUUGAGCUUAACCAGCCGGCUACUUCAUACUUAAAGUCUACUCACCCUGAUCUCAUUCAACAAAUCAUUAAAAAACAUGCAAAUCACCUUCAAUAUGUUAGCUUCAAGGUGGAUAGCUGCACUGAGUCUGCUGAAGCUGCAUGUGACAUACUUUCACAGCUUGUCAACUGUUCUAUCAAAACACUUGGACUGAUUUCAACAGCAAAACCCAGCUUUAUGAAUGUGUCAAAGUCUCACUUCGUGUCUGCACUGACGGUUGUUUUUGUAAACUCAAAGUCACUAUCCUCAAUAAAAAUUGAUGAUACACCUGUUGAUGAUCCAUCUUUGAAAGUUUUGGUUGCCAACAACAGUGACACGCUGAAGCUCUUGAAAAUGAGCAGUUGUCCUCAUGUUUCUCCUGCGGGAAUUCUUUGUGUUGCCGAUCAGUGCCAUGGUCUUAGGGAGCUAGCUCUCAACUAUCAUCUCUUGAGUGAUGAGCUAUUGUUGGCUCUAUCGACUGAGAAACAUGUUCGGCUUGAACACCUUCGUAUAGAUGUUGUGAGUGAAAAUCCAGGCCAAACGCAGUUUCACACGAUUAAGAAGCAAAGUUGGGAUGCGCUCAUCAAGCAUUCUCCAAAAGUGAAUAUUGUUAUGUACUUUUUUUUAUACGAAGAGGAAUUUGAUGCAUUUUUCAGAGAGGAAACCCCAGUUACUCAUCUUUACUUUGGGCGUGCAGUUAGCAAAGCAAUGCUAGGUCGUAUUGGUAUGAACUGUCCACGUUUAAUUGAGCUAGUGGUUUGUGCAAAUGGACUUCAACCUUUGGAUGAUGAGCUUAUUAGAAUUGCUGACCGAUGCAAGAACUUGACAGCUAUUGGCCUUGGAGAGUGUGAAGUUUCCUGCAGUGCAUUUGUUGAAUUUGUUAAAAUGUGUGGAAGAAGACUGACACAGUUAUCCAUAAUGGAAGAAGUACUAAUUCCAGAUAACAAAUACAACCUGGAGCAAAUUCAUUAUGAAGUUUCAAAGCAUCUCGGAAGAAUGUGGUUCCCUGAUAUGAUGCCUACCUGGUAGAUGAAAAAAGACUAGGUUCAGGUCAAGAAUCUUUCAUGUUUUUAAAUUCAGCUUUGCUAACUAUGCAAUAAUCACCUGUCUUACAAACAAUGGAAAUAUCCAUAUGUAAGGUAAAUAUGGUAAGGUAAUGAGAAUAGUUUUAUUGUUAUGGACAAGUGUGACCAUAACAUUGUUAUGGUUUAUUUAUAUAGCGCCAUUUACACUGCGCUUCUUACGGUACAUACAUUCAAAGGGUAUGACAAAACUAAAACUGACAAGCUAAAAUAAACCAAUACAUUACAUAAGAUUACAAUAUAAACCUAAUCUGUAUCCAUUACAAAGUUAGUGAUAUAUGUGUCAAUCAUGCAUGUUUGCCAUACAAAAUGCAGCUAAAAUGUACUAAAA
Messenger RNA from Spea bombifrons (plains spadefoot toad), 1988 nucleotides. RefSeq names its product F-box/LRR-repeat protein 3-like. Bases 228 to 1604 code for a protein of 458 amino acids. Gene Ontology annotation, molecular function: protein binding. The record is from RefSeq and is a predicted model, not a curated record. NCBI's taxonomy places the organism in Eukaryota, Metazoa, Chordata, Amphibia, Anura, Pelobatidae. Gene Ontology annotation, cellular component: SCF ubiquitin ligase complex; cytosol; nucleus. The transcript is spliced from 7 exons. Gene Ontology annotation, biological process: regulation of cell cycle; G2/M transition of mitotic cell cycle; SCF-dependent proteasomal ubiquitin-dependent protein catabolic process.